AUGUCGGACAAUAACCGCAUUAGAAAGCAGGAGACGAAAAAGAAGGGAGAAACGUAUGAGGAUAGCCGUGCAAGACAGAGGAAAAAAAGACGAGCUGUGUUAGUUGGUGAAACACCGGAGGAAAGACAGUAUCGGCUGGCAAAGAAGAGGGAUGCCUAUAAAAGAAGAGCUGAAACGAGUACAGGAAAAAAAGGUAAUGAGCUAAGAGCUGAAAGGCGACAAAAGAUGCUGCAAGAAACGCCAACACAAAAAGAACGUCGUCUUAGGAUGCGAAGAGCUGCUUACAGACGAAGAACUGACAAAAGUACUGAGGAGAAACGGGAGAUGCAAAGAGAACAUAAUAGAGCUAAUGCCAGAGAAAGAAGGCAACAUGAAAGUAAGGGAAAAAGACAAAAAAGACUUGAAAGAAUGAGACAACGAGCGGUAAGUCUUUUGGAGACAGGUAAUAGUAAUGAAAUGCAACAGGUACGCCAACAAAAUUCUGAGGUAAGGCAUGAAAAUGCAAUAACAGUAGCUAGAGAUGAGGUCCUCACCAGUAGUUCAGACCAAUAUUUACAUGAAGGUGGCUGGCAAAAUGUUGACAACCCAUUGCAUGAGCAGGUAUUUGUUCAGAAUGAGAUGCACAGUUUUCAUUUAGAUCAAGAGCAUUUAGAGCAUCGCCAGUGUACAAUUUGUAAAGAGGCUUGGCCAACAAGGCAAAACUUGGCAGCAGAUCCCUUUGUUUGUUACCGCUGUCAAAGAGACAAGAAGUCCCCGAAAAAUUUCAGUGCUGGCAAUGACAUGGACCCAGGUAUUGUUCCUGAGCAGUUGAGAGGUUUGACACAGGUAGAGGAAAUGCUGAUUUCAAGGGUUUGCCCUAUCAUGCAAGUCUACAGAAAACAUGGUGGGCAAAGGGGUUAUAAAGGCCACGUACUAAACUUACCACAGGAUAUUCAAAGUUUCUUGAAUAGGUUGCCUGCACAAGUGGCUGACUUGCCUGUUAUGAUUGUGCGGAGACGCGGUGCUGAUCAGACACAUAAAGAUUUCACAGUUCGUCGACACAAGGUGUUUGAAGCUAUAUUGUGGUUGAAAACAAACAAUCCAUUUUUCAAAGACAUUGAAAUUGACAGGGAUGUUAUCCAAAGUCUACCAGAGAAUGAACCUGAAAUGAGUGCUAAUGCAACAGUUGAAGAAUUAGUUUUAGGAAAUGGCAGUACAUCAUUUAUUCCUAUGCGUCAAAGACAAAGAAAGGAUGGUGCAGCUAUCCAAGAUGCAGUGAAUGAGGUUGACCCUUUGGACUGGCCAUCUACAGAAGGUAAUGCUGUUAAUGAAUUUAAAACAGAUGGUUUGGCAAGCAUGGCAUUUCCAACACUAUUUCCCCAUGGGAAAGGUGACCCGACAAACAGAGUCAGGCAGCAUGAGGUAAGUUUGGCAGAGGCAUUCAAACACCUGAUGAAGUUUGCAGAGAGGCUGCCAAAUGGUAAGUUUGAAUGGAGGUUUGCCUCACAUCCCCGGUUCCCAUACUGGGCGUUGAAUAUGAAGCAGAGGCAUCAGCUGUUGUCACAAGCUAACAUUUACUUGCGGCAACAUCCAGCGGAUGCAAACAUGACUAUGGAGGAGCUGAAAACAAUGGUAAACUCUAUGGGUGCAAAUCAAAUGGUAAAUCGUUUGCAACGUUAUGUUUCAAAAAUUCAAGGAACAAAUCAGUAUUGGUAUCAGAGACUGCAAGAACUCUUGGCCCUGAUUGAACAAAAAGGUUGCCCUACCUUUUUCUUUACCUUUAGUGCAGCUGACAGCCAUUGGCCAGACUUGCAAAGACUGUUGCAAAGUAAUGAGGGUGCAUCAAGAACAGAGAGAGCACAAGCAGUGAUAGACAAUCCGCACCUGACAGAUUGGUUCUUCAUGCAAAGGCUACAGGAGUUUAUCAAACAUUGGCUUCAAGGUGUCUUGGAUGCUGAAUGGUUUUGGUAUAGGUUUGAAUAUCAGGCCAGAGGAAGUAUACAUGCUCAUGGAUGUGCUAAAUUAAAGAAUGAUCCAGAUAUUCGGUUAUUACGUAAACGUGCAUGUAAAGCAGUGCUUGAGAAAGAGAAAGAAAAUGAAAUGUCCCCUGAUGAUUUUGAAUUCUCUUGCCAGGAUAUUGUCAGAGAGGGUCAAGAUGCGGAGAGAAAGCUAAUUAGUUAUGUUGACUGGCUUGUGACCACAGUUAAUGAUGAUCUGCCUGAUGAGAACUGGACAGUACCAGAUCCACACCCUUCUGCGGUGAAAGCCACAUCAGUUGAUAAUCAUGAUGUUGAUUAUCACAGGUUAGUAAAUUCAGUAGAGAGGCACACCAGAUGCAGUCCAGCGUAUUGCCUGAAAAAGAAGAGGGUUGACCUGCCUGCAGAGUGCAGAUUUGGGUUCCCAAAACCAUUACAAGAGGAAACUGCGCUGAUUUAUGAGGUACGAGGUAAGAAAAAUAAAUCUGUACACUCAGAGUUGCAAACCAAGAGAAAUGAUGAGAGGCUGAAUUCACACAACAGGGUCAUGCUUGAGAAUUGGCGGGCCAAUGUGGAUUUACAGAAUGAUGACCAAGUGUCUUCUGCAAUCAAGAAAGCAAUGAUCCAAGUUGCUGGUGAUCGAGACAUGGCUGCUCAGGAGACUGCCCAUAUGUUACUCAGUUUGCCUUUGGUAGGCUGUACGUAUAGUUUUGUUACUGUUUCUUUAGAAAACAGUAGAAAAGUGAUCCUUGAUGCAGAAAAUCCACAAGAGGAAGUACUUCAGAAUUCUGUUCUUCAAGAUUAUGGAGAGCGGACAAAAGUGGAGAGUAGGUAUAGGGGGUUAUCUCAGUUGAAUUUGAUGCAGUAUGCAUCUCAGUUCACAAGAGUCAGAGGUGAGUUGACAAAACGAGUGAAUCCUUAUAUUGUCAGGACAUUUCCAAAGGUUACAGCCAAUCCUGGCAGCCCUACCUUUGGAAAAUACUGCAAGUAUCAACUCAUUAAGUUUAAACCAUGGGAAGAUAAGUCAUCAAAUGCAUGGGACAAUAUGGAGGAAACUGAUGAUAUGUUUAUUAACACAUAUGCUUCAUUUCUUCAGACAGAUUUUGCUAGAGACAAUGUAUUUGGGUAUUCUAUUGAAACAGAGAUGGUCCAUGCUGCACAGACAGAUGAAACAUAUGGAACUGAUGAAAGUAGUGAUGAAAGCGAUGACGAACAGGAUCAACCUAAUGAGGAAGAGCAAAUUGAGGAUUGGAUGUUGUUAUGUAGACUCAACCAACAUUAUGAGGAUGCAGGAAAUCAAAUGGCAAAUAACGAAGCAGUGGAUUGGUUCGAAGCAGCAAGAGGCUGCCUGGGGAUUUGUUGA
Messenger RNA from Dendronephthya gigantea, 3318 nucleotides. RefSeq lists its product as uncharacterized. Lineage: Eukaryota; Metazoa; Cnidaria; Anthozoa; Malacalcyonacea; Nephtheidae. Bases 1 to 3318 code for a protein of 1105 amino acids. The transcript has 4 exons. The record is from RefSeq and is a predicted model, not a curated record.